UAUACCCUUGCCCCGCGCCAAUUUGACUCAUUACUGAGAGGGAGGAGCAAUUGGGCCGCGUUCUGAAUUCGAGCUCAAUUCUACCAUUGGAAAGCGACCACAGCAUACAAGCCUCGAAUUUACUGCGAAAAACUCGAAACGAACCAAGGCGAUACCGAAGAACCGUCACUCCUCUGCUGGGAAAGCAACAAGCAGCCAGUCCACGCAUCACGAAUCUUCAAUACCUCUAAAAUGGCUUCCUCCACGUCCAUCACCGGGCUCUUCAGCCGGCUCUCCCUCCUCUCACGAAACACCACCACCGCAACCAUGAAGACAGCAACAACAACACCAACCCCACGCCUCUUCUCAACAACCUCCUCCUUCCUUGCCCGCAAGGCCCCUCCCCCAGCAUCCGGCGGCUCUGCCCCCAAAGCCGCCCGCCGCAACCGCCAAGCCCCCAAAUCCGAAAACUUCUUCCGCAUCCGCACGCUGCGCCGCAACAUGUUCUCGCCGGCCCCUCCCCCGCUGCGCAUGGCCCGCCUGCGAUACCUGCGCCACUGGACCAUCCACCGCGCCUGGCAGCUCUUCCGCCGGAAGCAACACGAGGCCAUUGACAAGGAGCGGAGCAGGAUGCACGCGGGCAUGUACAACGCCUGCGAGGAGCUGCGGAAGACGGUUGGGCCUGGGUCCAGGGGCGAGGGGUACCUGUACCGAGUUGCGAUGGAGAAGAAGGGCGUUUAUGGGCUCGAAGGUGUGCCGAUAGAGUAUGCGAGGUUCCAGACGGACAGUCCGGCGAAGGAGGCGUGGAAUCACGAGUGGAAGAGGUAGAGAGUUUUAUAUGAAUUAGCGGGAGAGGAGGGGGGAAAAAAAAGAAACGAGGUAGACACGUUAUGUAUGAAUAUUAAGCAUUGUAUAGUAUUACAACACAUAAGGGUACCGUUGGUGGCAUCUUUGAUAACCUUGAUA
This is a messenger RNA of Trichoderma atroviride IMI 206040, 945 nucleotides long. Its product is annotated as mitochondrial 54S ribosomal protein mL40. Gene Ontology annotation, molecular function: structural constituent of ribosome. NCBI's taxonomy places the organism in Eukaryota, Fungi, Ascomycota, Sordariomycetes, Hypocreales, Hypocreaceae. Gene Ontology annotation, biological process: mitochondrial translation. The record is from RefSeq and is a predicted model, not a curated record.